Molecule: messenger RNA, 1443 nt
Organism: Metarhizium brunneum ARSEF 3297
Lineage: Eukaryota; Fungi; Ascomycota; Sordariomycetes; Hypocreales; Clavicipitaceae
Gene: BLM
Product: Bloom syndrome protein
Biological process (GO): double-strand break repair via homologous recombination
Cellular component (GO): chromosome; cytoplasm
Molecular function (GO): nucleic acid binding; four-way junction helicase activity; ATP binding
Source: RefSeq, a predicted model, not a curated record
AUGCCAGCUCUGCAGCGAACUAGUUCGUACACAGACAUUGGAUUCACCCUGCGACGGCAAUUCAACAAGAAUGAGUUCAGGCCAUAUCAACGUGAAAUCAUUGAAGCCGCUCUCAGUGGACACGAUGUUUAUGUUCAGGCCGCAACCUCUUUCGGAAAGAGCCUGUGUUUUCAACUUCCGGCCGUGAUAGACCAAGGAAUCACUCUAGUCAUCUCUCCUCUGCUGAGUCUUAUGAUAAACCAGGUCGAAGCUUUGAGAGCAUCAGGUGUCGAUGCCAGCUCCCUUAAUAGCAACACGCCAUAUCCAGAGAAGGAUCGCAUACAACGAGAUCUAGAGACUGGCCACCCCAAAACGCGUCUUUUGUAUGUCACUCCGGAACUUUGUUCUGGUUUCAGAUUUCGUGAACGACUACAAUUGGUCCAUAAGCAGAAGGAGCUGGCUAGAAUCGCCAUCGAUGAAGCACAUUGCAUUUCUGAGUGGGGGCAUGAUUUUCGCAAAGACUUUAAACGGCUUUCUUGGUUCCGGGAGACUUUUCCUGAUGUACCCAUCAUGUGCCUUACCGCCACCGCAAACCCUCAGGUAAGGGAGGACGUGCUCCGCAUUCUGAAGUUGGACGAGACUCCGGACAGGAUUAAAAUGUUUCUCAUGAGUCCGCAACGGCAUAAUCUUCAUAUAGAGAUUCGAUACACUAAAGACCAAGAAGACAAUCGGCUUGCAGAUUUCUUGAAGUGGAUGCGAGCCGUCUACGAGCGGCGACGAAUCGAGUCCAGGAAAAAAGAGCUGCAAGACGCGGGUGAACGCCCGGAAGGCGUCUCAGGUAUUAUUUACACCAUAUCGCGGGACGAGUGUGAGACUCUCGCAGCAUCUUUACGCGAAGAGGGAGUUGGGGCCCGCCCCUUCCACGCAAAACUCACCAAGGAAGUGAAAGAAGAGACUUUAAAUCGCUGGAUCAAUAACGAACCUGGCUAUGAUAUUAUCGUGGCUACAACGGCGUUUGGCAUGGGUAUCGACAAGAACAAUGUUCGAUUCGUCGCCCAUUGGCGUAUCCCAAAGUCUUUUGAAGGAUAUUACCAAGAAGCUGGUCGCGCAGGGCGUGAUGGCAAUGCCAGCUAUUGCUUCUUAUACUACAGUCGCGAAGAUUUAGAACGCGUCAUGCGAAUGAUUCGCAGCGAUUCAAAGGAAGGAUCAAACCUUGACGCUAGGCUGCGUAGCCUUCAGGCCUUGGCUACUUAUUGUGAAAACACAAAUUCUUGCCGUCAUGCACAGAUAUGCAAAUAUUUUGGCGAUAGCUCUUCGCCGGCGUGCGAUUUCGCUUGUGAUUGGCAUAAAGAUGUUCAUGAUCUGAAAACGAGAUUUCUGAAGGGUUUGGCGAGCCCGGACUGGGUGAGCUCGCAGGUGGAACAAGGCACAUAUGAUGGCCACGAUUACUACGAUGAUGAUUAA